This is a messenger RNA of Camarhynchus parvulus, 1674 nucleotides long. RefSeq names its product carbonic anhydrase 10 (gene CA10). Gene Ontology annotation, molecular function: zinc ion binding; carbonate dehydratase activity. Lineage: Eukaryota; Metazoa; Chordata; Aves; Passeriformes; Thraupidae. The record is from RefSeq and is a predicted model, not a curated record.
CGCGCUCCGAGCGCCGCGGGGAUGGCGGGGCUUGCAGCCGGUAUUAAUCUCUUUCUGCUCAUUCUGUAGCAGCAGCAACAGGAGGGGAAUCCCCCUCCCUCCGCCGCAUCCUUCUCAGCAUGCCGGCACUGCCCCGCUGAGACGUGCAGAGUUUUGGGGUUAAUUUGCGCCUGGCCGCCCCUGGAAUAGAGACUCUCCGGAUAUCGGAUCGGUCGGGGUUUGUUGUCUAUGUCGUGUUGGGAAAUCUGGUGGAAUUUUUUCUCGCUCGAGGAGGAAGAGCCCGGUGUUGGCAGUUGGCUUCGUGAUCUUUUUUGGAGGGCGAAGAAAGGGAAGGGAUCUCACUUGAGCCGUGCGGAGAGAGAGCUCGGACAUGUGUUGUCAGCACAUCUGGGGAAUACAGUCUGCAAGUCCGAAAGGAAAUUUGCUGGGAUCGUUCAAACUGCGAUAUUGAUCUUUGUUAUUUUUUUUCGCCGAGGGAUGCACUUGGCAUGAGAAUCGGAGGAUGGAAAUUGUUUGGGAGGUGCUUUUUCUUCUGCAAGCGAAUUUCAUCGUCUGCAUUUCAGCUCAACAAAAUUCACCGAAAAUCCAUGAAGGCUGGUGGGCUUAUAAGGAGGUGGUCCAGGGAAGCUUUGUUCCUGUACCCUCCUUUUGGGGUUUGGUGAACUCAGCUUGGAAUCUUUGCUCUGUUGGGAAAAGACAGUCACCUGUCAAUAUUGAAACCAGCCAUAUGAUUUUUGAUCCCUUCCUAACUCCUCUUCGCCUAAACACAGGGGGAAGAAAGGUCAGUGGGACAAUGUACAACACAGGGAGACACGUAUCCCUCCGGUUAGACAAGGAGCACCUGGUGAACAUCUCCGGGGGCCCAAUGACCUACAGUCACCGCCUAGAGGAAAUCCGGUUACACUUUGGCAGCGAGGACAGCCAGGGAUCAGAGCACCUCCUCAAUGGCCAGGCCUUUUCUGGAGAGGUUCAGCUGAUCCACUAUAACCAUGAGCUGUACACAAAUGUCACAGAAGGCAAAAGUCCAAAUGGGCUGGUGGUAGUUUCCAUAUUUAUGAAAGUAUCUGAAUCAUCAAAUCCAUUUCUAAAUCGUAUGCUUAACAGAGACACCAUAACAAGAAUAACAUAUAAGAAUGAUGCAUACUUACUACAGGGGCUUAAUAUUGAGGAACUUUAUCCAGAGACAUCUAGUUUCAUUACGUAUGAUGGGUCAAUGACAAUUCCACCCUGCUAUGAAACAGCAAGCUGGAUAAUAAUGAACAAACCUGUCUACAUAACAAGGAUGCAGAUGCAUUCUUUGCGACUCCUAAGCCAGAAUCAGCCAUCACAGAUAUUUCUGAGCAUGAGCGACAAUUUCAGACCAGUCCAGCCUCUCAACAAUCGAUGUAUCCGAACCAAUAUCAACUUUAGUUUACAGGGAAAAGAUUGUCCAAACAAUAGAGCACAGAAACUACAGUAUAGAGUAAAUGAAUGGCUCCUCAAAUGAGACAGAGCAGGCAAAAUCCAAAUCCUCAGUGGAAUGCUUUUUCUGGGAAUUGAAAUAAUCUACAAUGCACCCAACCUCCCUCUCUGGCUCACAUGCACCUUGUGCUGUGGGAAAAGAGCUGCCAUGCUGGAAAACUCCUCAAAAUUUAUUCAUGUGAUUGGUGGCCAUUUAAAAACAAAACAAAACAA